Molecule: messenger RNA, 1818 nt
Organism: Coniosporium apollinis CBS 100218
Lineage: Eukaryota; Fungi; Ascomycota; Dothideomycetes
Exons: 4
Coding region: 1-1818 (605 amino acids)
Source: RefSeq, a predicted model, not a curated record
AUGUCCAACUUCCAGAUAAUCACCCCAACGAAAGAUCUAGUAUUUACCGACUGUUUCAAUGGUCUCCAAUGCGCCCGCUUAGAGCUCCCGCUUGACUACUGGAACGGCACACACCCCAGCAAGACCAUCAGCCUCGCCGUGGCCCGAUUGCCGGCGAAAGUUGGAUUCGAUGAUCCACGCUAUGGCGGCGCCAUCAUCGUCAACCCCGGAGGCCCCGGCGGACCAGGAGCACAGUUCAUCGAAGGCGCAGGCCAUCUCCUACAAAACGUCGUAGAUACCGCCCGAGAUCCAUCUACUGCAGAUCCCACGGCCAAAUACUAUGAUAUCUUAAGCUUCGACCCUAGGGGAGUGGGUGCAUCUACUCCCGGCGGGCAUUGCUUUAGGACCGAGGCCGCGAGAGAGUCCUUCGGCUUGCGCAAUAUGGAAGAGGGCGUUCUUGGGAGCUCGGAUGCGGCUCUUGGAAGGAAGCACUCGAUGAACAAUGCGCUUGGCAUGAGUUGUGCCGCGUCAGUUGAGGGUGAUCACGACAUCAAGUAUUUCAUGAGCACGGCUUCGGUUGCGAGAGAUAUGCUUGAGCUUAUAGAGAGGUAUGGCGAGUGGCGGAAUUCUAAAUCGAGACACGUCAGUGGAAGGAAGAAGCUGGGCUGGUCCCACUUUUCGUCCUGCUCGGAAACGUGGACUCGGACUCCCAAACCAAAGUACGAUGCCAGUAAGGAGACGAUGCAAUACUGGGGUUUCUCAUACGGUACCUUCCUAGGCUACACAUUCGCUUCCCUAUAUCCGGACCGAAUCGGCAGAAUGAUUCUGGACGGUGUAGUCAGCGGAUCCGACUACGCCAAAACCCGCUGGCACGACAACAUGAACGAUACCGAAAAGACGAUGCAGUACUUCUACGACUGGUGCGUCGCCUCCGGCCCCACCGACUGUCCGCUCGCCAACAGCACAUCAACACCACACGACAUCCAAAUCAAAGUGACCUCCAUCGUCAAUCAUCUCUACCACAACCCCCUCCCCAUUGCCGAUCCCGAGCCAGACGUAAUAACCUUCAGCGACCUCCGCUCCAUCAUCUUCGGUGCGCUCUACUUCCCACAGACGUCCUUCCCCUUCCUCGCCACAACCCUCGACGCCAUCGGCCGCGGCGACGGUUCCGUCCUGGCCCCGUUCCUCACUAUUGCGCAUACCUUCCGCUGCGCACAGCCGCCCUCCGCCAACCAGACCCAGUCCGCGCCGCGGGACGGCGAGGCCAGCCUCGCGAUUGCGUGUGGCGACGGCGAUGACCAGGCGGCCUUCAACAACGUCGAAUUCCUGGAGCAGUACUGGCGGGACCUAGACGCCAAGAGCCCGAGUGUGGGCGCGGUGUGGGCGAAUAUCAGGACGACGUGCGCGGGGUGGAAGAUCAGGCCGAAGCACAGGUUCACGGGGCCGUUCGAGGGCAACACGUCUCACCCGCUUCUGUGGAUCGGGAACACGGCGGAUCCGGUCACGCCUGUGGGGGCUGCGCAUCAAAUGGCUAAGGGGUUUCCGGGCUCGGCUGUGCUGACGCAGGAGAGUGCGGGUCACUGCUCCAUCUCCGGCAUCACUCCCUGCACUAUCGAUGCUGUACGCACGUACUUCCACCACGGCACCCUGCCAGAGCCGGGCACGAUCUGUCGCGCGCCUGACGCCGAUGCUGCUGCGGCGUUCUCGGCUGAGCAGUUGAGCGUCCAUGCCGCCUACCGAGAGUUUGGCAGGGUCUACGCGAGAGAGGACUGGGCGCUUGGAAAGGGCUUCAUGAAUCUGAGGCAAAAGGAACUGGCGAAGGCGCUCUGGAACAGGUAG